AUGCAGUUUGCUAGAAACCUAUGCACUCUUUGCUUGUAUCUUGUCUCUUGUCUCGACAUCGCAUUGUCCCUUCCACGCGCUCACGCACGCUCACGCAACACGCAAGUCUCAUUCCCUUCCUGCAGCAACCCUUCAAGUCGGGUCUUGUUACAGCGUCUAUCGUACAUGGAUGGAUGUACAGGCCAUUCGCGGCAGUGGUCGUGUAUUGUACAUGGUAAUCGUGACAGAGUCUUUCGAUGUGGAAUUUGA
Fulvia fulva is the source of this 249-nucleotide messenger RNA. RefSeq lists its product as uncharacterized. The record is from RefSeq and is a predicted model, not a curated record. NCBI's taxonomy places the organism in Eukaryota, Fungi, Ascomycota, Dothideomycetes, Mycosphaerellales, Mycosphaerellaceae. The coding region runs from base 1 to 249 and encodes 82 amino acids. The transcript has a single exon.